GGGGAAGCCCCCUCGGAUGUCCCUUCGCCCCUGCCGGGCCGCCACCCUCCUCUCCCCUCAGCUUUAGCCUCUUGGGGUAGAGCUACCGGAGGUGCCUGCGGAGAAGUUCUACCCCGCUGAAGCCCUGCAGCGAACCCGUCGGCGGAUGCAGCCCUUUGGACCGCGCGGUUUUAAGAACACCGGUGCUUCUCCCUGGAUCACGCUUCCAGCAUCCCUGUGUGGUGGGCACCUGGGUGUCUCCUGAUACCCAAGCGCCCAUCCCGCCACACAGAGGCGCUGGAAACGUGACUCAAGUGUUUUUAUCUGGGCAGGCAGAGCCCUAUAUCACCGCUCCAGGAAGCCCAAGGAGCGGCAACUCUGAACCGCCCUCUGGUAUUUGAGGCUGCCGCCCGCCCCGAACGGCCCCAAGGCACCACUUCAACUGGGAGAGGGGCUAUAGCUAAGCAAGGCCUCUCAGGGGCGGCAACGGCCACUCAACCUCGCUCCAGCCACCCCUACGCUCUUUCCGUUGGCGGCGCGGCUACUGGGAGGCAGCGGCGGCUUCGCGGACUUCUCGCGAGAGCGGGCGAGGUUUCUGGUGUUGUGACUCUGGGAGCCGUAAAUAUGGCGGUGAGUCUUCGUGCUCGCUCGUUGAGGCACCUCCGCAUCCGAGGUCGGAACGAUAGCGGCGAGGAGAACGUCCCUCUUGAUCUCAGUCGAGAACCCUGUGAUAAUAUGAGAGAGAUUCUCCAAAAUGUGGCCAAGUUACAAGGUGUUUCAAAUAUGCGAAAACUAGGUCACUUGAAUAAUUUUACUAAGCUUCUUUGUAAUACUGGCCAUGCUGAAGAAAAGCUAGGUUUUACAUAUGACGGCAUCAUAAUAUGUCUGCGGUUAGCUUUACUAAAUGAAGCAAAAGAGGUGCGAGCAGCAGGAUUACGAGCCCUCCGCUAUCUCAUUCGAGACUCCAGUAUUCUCCAGAAGGUGCUAAAGCUGAAAGUGGAUUACUUGAUAGCCAGGUGUAUUGACAUACAGCAGAGUAAUGAAGUAGAAAGAACACAAGCACUUCGAUUAGUCAGAAAGAUGAUCACUGUGAAUGCUUCAUUGUUCCCCAGUUCUAUUACUAAUUCUUUAAUAGCAGUUGGAAAUGAUGGUCUUCAAGAAAGAGACAGAAUGGUUCGAGCGUGUAUAGCCAUUAUCUGUGAACUAGCACUUCAGAAUCCCGAGGUGGUGGCUCUUCGGGGUGGUUUAAGUACCAUCUUGAAAAAUGUGAUUGAUUGUCAGAUAAGCCGAAUAAAUGAGGCUUUGAUAACUACAGUUUUGCACCUCAUUAAUCAUCCAAAGACCCGACAGUAUGUGCGAGCAGAUCUAGAGUUAGAGCGAAUUUUAGCUCCUUACACAGAUUUUCACUACAGGCAUAAUCCAGACACAGCAGAAGGACAACUCAAAGAGGACAGAGAAGCACGGUUCCUAGCUAGUAAAAUGGGAAUAGUGGCAGCAUUUCGAUCAUGGGCAGGUAUUAUCAGUUUGUGCAAACCUGGAAAUUCUGGGAUUCAGUCUCUUAUUGGGGUACUCUGUAUACCAAAUAUGGAAAUACGGCAUGGUCUGCUUGAGGUUCUUUAUGAUAUAUUUCGCCUUCCUCUCCCUGUUGUUGCAGAAGAGUUUAUUGAGGCACUUCUCAGUGUAGAUCCAAGCAGAUUUCAGGACUGCUGGAGACUUUCUGAUGGCUUUGUAGCUGCUGAAGCUAAAACUAUACUACCACAUCGAGCCAGGUCAAGGCCUGAUCUCAUGGAUAAUUAUUUGGCUUUAGUGCUUUCAGCUUUCAUUACUAAUGGACUUCUAGAGGGUCUGGUUGAAGUGAUCACAAGUAGUGAUGACCAUAUAUCUGUUAGAGCAACUAUCCUUUUAGGAGAACUUUUGCACAUGGCAAACACAAUCCUUCCUCAUUCUCACAGCCAUCACCUGCACUGCUUACCAACGCUAAUGAAUAUGGCAGCAUCUUUUGACAUCAUGAAAGAGAAAAGACUACGAGCAAGUGCCGCCCUCAGCUGUUUAAAACGUUUUCAUGAGAUGAAGAAAAGAGGACCUAAACCUUACAGCCUCCAUUUAGAUCAUAUUAUUCAGAAAGCAAUCUCAACCCACCAAAAAAGGGAUCAAUACCGUGUGCAGAAAGACAUCUUUAUUUUAAAGGAUACAGAAGAAGCACUUGUAAUGAAUCUUCGAGACAGCCAAGUUCUCAUUCAUAAAGAGAACCUUGAGUGGAAUUGGAAUCUGAUAGGGACCAUAUUGAAGUGGCCAAAUGUAAAUCUAAGGAACUAUAAAGAUGAACAAUUGCACAGGUUUGUAAGAAGAUUGCUAUAUUUUUACAAGCCUAGCAGUAAACUGUAUGCCAACCUGGAUCUGGACUAUGCCAAGGCUAAGCAGCUCACUGUGGUGGGUUGUCAGUUUACUGAAUUUCUUCUUGAAUCAGAAGAGGAUGGACAAGGUUACCUGGAGGAAUUGGUUAAAGAUAUUGUAAAUUGGCUCAAUUCUUCAUCAGGAACGAAACCUGAACAUUGUCUUCAAAAUAAUGGGUUACUAAAUACCCUUAGCCAGCACUACUUUCUGUUUUUUGGUACUCUCUCUUGUCAACCUCAUGGAGUGAAAAUGCUUGAAAAAUGUAAUGUGUUUCAGUGUCUCCUUAAUCUUUGUUCUUUGAAGAACCAGGAUCACUUGUUAAAAUUGACUGUUUCUAGUUUGGAUUACAGCAGAGAUGGGUUAGCAAGAGUCAUCCUUUCUAAAAUCCUGACAGCAGCUACUGAUAGCUGCAGGUUGUAUGCAACAAAACACUUACGAGUAUUACUGAGAGCAAAUGUAGAGUUCUUCAGCAACUGGGGGAUUGAGUUACUGGUGACCCAGUUACAUGAUAAAAAUAAAAUUAUUUCUUCUGAGGCACUUGAUAUUCUAGAUGAGGCAUGUGAAGACAAGGCCAAUCUUCAUGCCCUUAUCCAAAUGAAACCAGCUCUUUCUCACCUUGGAGACAAAGGUUUGCUUCUACUCCUAAGAUUUCUGUCCAUUCCAAAGGGGUUUUCUUAUCUAAAUGAAAGAGGUUAUGUAACAAAACAAAUGGAAAAGUGGCAAAAGGAAUAUAAUUUAAAGUAUGUUGAAUUGAUUGAAGAACAACUUAAUGAAGCACUUACAACUUAUCGCAAACCUGUUGAUGGUGAUAACUAUGUUCGUCGGAGCAACCAAAGAUUACAACGACCACAUGUCUACCUGCCAGUUCACCUUUAUGGCCAACUGGUGCACCAUAAAACAGGCUGCUAUUUAUUGGAGUCUCAGAAUAUUGUUACAGAUCUAAGUUACACUGUUCAUUCCCCAGUUCUGGAUAAAUGGGAAGGUAUUAAGCAGCUGAAAGCAGCCCUUUGGGCCUUGGGCAAUAUCGGAUCAUCAAAUUGGGGUCUUAACUUGCUUCAAGAGGAGAAUGUAAUUCCUGAUAUAAUGGCACUUGCGCAACAUUGUGAGGUUCUCUCCAUUAGAGGAACCUGUGUCUACGUGCUUGGUCUAAUAGCCAAAACUAAACAAGGAUGUGACAUUUUGAAGCAUCAUAACUGGGAUGCAGUUAGACACAGUCGUAGACAGCCUUGGCCAGUGGUCCCUGAUGACAUGGAGCAGCUCUGCAAUGAACUUUCUUCUAUACCCAGUACUCUUAGCUUGAACUCUGAGUCCACCAGUUCUAGGCAUAACAGUGAAAGUGAAUCUAUGCCUUCAAGUAUGUUCAUCAUGGAGGAUGACCGUUUUGGUAGUACUUCCACUAGUACAUUUUUCCUAGAUAUUACUGAAGAUGCAGAACAAAUAUUUUAUGACAGACCUGGACCUUCAAAGGACAAAGACCGUAGUCCCUUUCCUUUUUUUUCUUCUAGCAGACUUGUGAAAAACCGUAUUCUAAGCUCUCUUACUCUACCUAAUAAAAAACAUAAAAGUAGCAGUGAUCCAAAAGGAGGAAAGCUGACAUCGGACAGUAAAUCAGGCCUGAGGCGAAAUCGUACUGCAACAGAAACUUCCAGUAGCAUAGACUUUCUUGCUGAGGAAGAAUUAAACCCUGUUUUCAGAGUUCCUAAAAUCCAGGCUUUACGAUUAGAAACUUCUUUUGUUGGAAGUAAGCACAUGGAAGAUACUGAUUGUACUCCAAGUAUUGGAGAACAUGACCUAAAGCUGCCAAAAGGUCUUGGAAAUGAAAUUCAUCAGGAAAACACAAGCAGAGAAAGGCUAAUAGGAGAUGGUACUACACAAACACAUUUCAAGAGUCGUAGCCUAAGUUUUAAUACAGAUACUACAACAAGUGGCAUAAGCUCAAUGAGCUCUAGCCCUUCAAGGGAGACUGUAGGUGUGGACACUACAAACAUAGAUACUGACUGUGGAAGUUUGAGUACUGUGGUAAGCACAAAAACAGUUAAACCAAGUCACUGUUCAACACCACAGUCUAACCACCUGACUCUCUCAAAAUCCAGCUCUGUAUCCCUGGUACUCCCAGGGACUUCUCAUACGCUUCCCCGAAGAGCCCAGUCUCUUAAGGCUCCUUCUUUUGCUACAAUAAAAAAUCUUGCUGACUAUAACUUUAGCUAUGCAAGUUCCCGAGAUGCCUUUGGCUAUGCUACACUAAAACGCUUACAACAGCAGAGAAUGCAUCCUUCACUGUCUCACUCAGAAGCCCUAGCAUCUCCAGCAAAGGAUGUGCUGUUUACUGACACUAUUACCAUGAAGUCUGGCAGCCUGGAUUCUCGGCUGACCCCAAGCCGGUUCAUGAAAGCUUUAAGUUAUGCCUCUUUAGAUAAAGAAGAUUUAUUAAGUCCUAUUAACCAAACCACACUUCAGCGUUCCUCCUCUGUUCGCUCCAUGGUUUCUAAUGCUACGUAUGGUAGCUCUGAUGAUUACCUUGGCCUUGCUCUCCCAGUGAAUAUCAAUGAAAUAUUCCAGGUAAAGGAAAUUCCAUAUUUCCAGAAGAAAACUACACCCCCAUUUGAUGACUCUGGAGCUAGGGUCUUUGCACCUGAUGCAGAAGGUCUUCCAUCAGGUACAAGUGAUGUUGUCAAAAGUCCUUUUCAGACGCUCCGACAGCAGAUCAGUCUCACAGAAAUAAUGAAUACCAGCCGUUCAGACGCCUCUCAGUUUUUAGAAAAUACAGAGGAUACAGGGCUACAGGAGCACACAGAUGAGAACUGCCUUUACUGUGUCUGCAUUCAAAUACUGGAUUACCAGCAUAACAACAAAGUGAACUCUUCAUAUAGUCAUACAGACAUUCCAUAUACUGACUGGUGUGGGCAGACCAUACACAAUCACUUAGAUGUGCAUUCCUCCAAAUUUUCUGGAAUUUCAAGCUGUAGUGAUGCAGUAUCCCGUGUUUCAUCUAGCAGCAUCAGGAGUACAGAUCUUGUACUAGGAGUAAAAUCAAUCCCAGAUGAUACACCAGUGUGCAGAAUACUUCUGCGGAAAGAAGUCUUACGUUUAGUAAUCAAUUUGAGUAGUUCAGUAGGAACUAAGGGUCAUGAAACAGGACUUCUGACAAUUAAGGAGAAAUAUCCCCAAGCAUUUGAUGACAUAUGCCUUUACUCUGAGGUGUCCUACUUGUUAGCACAUUGUACAUUUCGACUUCCAUCUCGAAGGUUCAUUCAGGAGCUAUUUCAAGAUGUACAGUUCUUACAAAUGCAUGAGGAAGCAGAGGCUAUUUUAGCAACACCAACAAAACAGCCAGUAAUUGAUACAUCAGCUGAAUCCUGACCACUGUCUCAUGCAGUGCAUUGCAUAUAGACUUUCUGAAAUCCUCAAACAACCUCCGAAUGACUAGAUAAAAAGCUUUAGAGCAUCAUUUUCUAGACUGUUCCAGAAGCUAUUGGUACCUGAAGACUGAACUGAAAACUUUUCCUUAACCAAUUACUGCCCCAGUCUUUUGUGCCCUUUGGGGAGUUAUUAAAUAUUACCAUAGUUUUAAUAAUAGUAAUUGCUAUUAUAUGCAAGAGCUGAGCACUGAACACCUCCACAAGUUUUCAUUUCAUAUUUUGCCAUAAAUUAAAAAAAAAAAAGGACAACACACAGGGACAUCUUUUAUGAUUGACUUCUGAUUCUGUUCCAGAGAAGCAGAAUGAUGCCUUGCUUUGUAGUCCCUGGAUACCAGGAAUCGGAGAGAUGAGGGUGCAUUCCAUUGCCAGCAAUGGGGAGCCGUGCUGUAAUUAUGGACACCAGGGGAUUAAUGUUAGCCCUUCUCUGUUGGUUUUUGUAUUGUUUAUAACGCUACCUGGGGGGGGGGGGGUGGUGGUUUAACUUCAAACAGAAAGAAAAGCCUCUGAAUCUGAGGUUUCCUUUAAGUUAUUUUAAUAUUACUAUAGUUGUAAACAAUUUUAUUAGCAGUCUCUCCAAUUUCAUUACACUUACGUACAUGUAUCUUAUCUGAACCAGUUAAGGAUUUUCACUACAGUUUAAUUUAGAAAUAACAAAUCAUUUAAACUUAAAAUGCUGAAAUCAGAUUGUUUUCCCUGAAUGAUAUGCACGUGUUUGCAGUUUCUAUACUCAUGCUCAUAUACUAUGAAUUUUGGUCUUACUCUUAACUAAAAACCUUUAAAAAGCAUUAUUUGUAUCAGAUAAAUUAAUAUUUUAUAAAUUAAACUUGAAUACAUUUAAUCAUUGCUGCUUUUGUGAGAAGACAUGAGUGUUUUCCAAGUUCCAUGGAAACAGCCUUUUAUAAAAACAAAGUUUUAAUUGGAAUUUUCAAUGGAUUAGUGAUCAAGCAUCAAAUAGUACUAAUAAUUGUAGUGAAAAGCCUUAAGUAGCAAAUUUUGAAGCAACAGUAAUUAUAAUUUUAUAUUAGCAUUUGACUUGACUUCCCCAAUUACUUCCACAAGGGUCUGUUUCUCUCCACUGAGUGGGGAGGAAGACAAAACUGGGUGCUGCAAGUGUCCUUUUGGAGAGAGAAACUUUUUCAGCUGUCUGAAAUUCAGAGAUACAGAAUGCUCCCAGCUGUCAUGGACGUUGCUUGGAGCUGGAGACGUAUGUUGGGCCCUUGGCAUGUUGUAUUUGAAACAGUCACUUUUCCUCAUCUGACAAUUCUUGUUUGACCUAUGUACCCUAAAUGUGCUCUCAUUGGCUGGUGGCAGUGGUUUUUUCCCAAGGCACAAUGAAGUGUUAAAGUAUUCAGUAGUUUAGGGUACAGUGGCUUGGCACAUUGAGGUAAGCUGCCCCUGUAAACAUUUUAAAAGGCAGCAGUGAGAAUACUGCUUGUCUUUUUGUCAUCUUAUUUCAAAACAUAUCUAGUGGUCUUGAACGAGAGAGUUGUAAUUUGCAGUGAGAAGCUGAAAAAAACCCUAUAGCACCUUUACUAGGUGCCUCAAGAGAAAAAUUUGACAAAUAGGUAAUAAUCAAAGCCUAGUGAGAGAUGAAAGACUUGUUGCUGCUUCUUAGUCUAUGUCCUGAUCUUGGUAUUUGGCUUUUUGGACUUCAGGAAGCUGGUAUUACCUUGUAAGUGUGAGCUCAAGCUGAGCAUAGUGAAAGAAUUAUUGCCAGGCUUCAGAGCAUCUCUGAGGUUUCCUAUUGCCUCCUGACAGGGCUGCACAGAAGUCCUGUUAUUCAGGGCUUUGCUGUGGAGCCAGUUGAAAGCAAGUCCCAUAACUUUUUUUUUCCCAGUUACACUUCUAUUAUCAUGUGCUUAUUAAAGGUAUACUAGGUGAGAGUAAAAUCUGAUAACUGUAAAAGACCUUUGGGGACAUGCUAGAAACCACGUUUGUAAUUUGCUAGAAGCCCCCCAUCUCCUUGGUUAUUAACUCCUGAUUCUGGUUCCCUGGAUAGUUUUAUUUUGAACAGAUUUGUAUGUUCAGUAAAGAAUGUGGAUUUUCUUUGGACUAUUUUUGUAACACAGAUGGAUAGCAAUGCCACAGCAUGCAGAAAUUGCACAUUUUGCUUGAAUUGCUUUGUAAAAUACACUAUUUUAUUAGAGAAAUGUAAUUUAUGCCAAAAAAGCGUAACAUGCCAUUUUGCUACUGAAUAGGGUGUUUUAGCACAGGAAUAAAUGUCUUGGGGUGGGGGGGGGAAGGCAGAUGUCUUCUAGAUUUAAUUGAAAAAAUUCUUUCAAUACUGGGCUGUCAGCAUCCCUAAAAAUGCAUUACAAGAGAUGAUGUAAAUUAAUCAUUCUGAGGAGGGAAGGGAUCAAGAAAAAUCUCAAGACUUAUUCCCCUGUCCCAUGUGGUGGUGGUAGUUGUUUUUUUUUUUUAGUAACACGCUGCUACAUGUUUGGAGGUUCUAGUGGUUGUAGGUCACUGAACAGACAUUGAAAUCUGAUUUAUAUUGUAUACCUGUAAUAUAGAAAGAAAAAGUAUUUAUAUUUUUUCCAUAAGAAUAUUGCAUUGAGCUGUGUAUAAUUUAAACAGAGGUUUGUCCCAAAAUGAUAUUGCCUACCUUGAUUUUUUGUGUGUGUAGUUUUUUCCUCUUUUUUUGUAUAGCGUGUACAGUUCAUCUCUAUGCACAUUAAAAGCCUCCUGAAGUGUAAUCUUAUCAAAGGGAUGCAUUGUUAAUAAAAUGUGCUUAAACUUCUUAAA
Falco peregrinus (peregrine falcon) is the source of this 8537-nucleotide messenger RNA. RefSeq names its product rapamycin-insensitive companion of mTOR-like. The transcript is spliced from 38 exons. The coding region runs from base 604 to 5733 and encodes 1709 amino acids. Gene Ontology annotation, cellular component: TORC2 complex. Gene Ontology annotation, molecular function: protein serine/threonine kinase activator activity. Lineage: Eukaryota; Metazoa; Chordata; Aves; Falconiformes; Falconidae. The record is from RefSeq and is a predicted model, not a curated record. Gene Ontology annotation, biological process: TORC2 signaling; positive regulation of phosphatidylinositol 3-kinase/protein kinase B signal transduction.